AUGAAACUUUCGCCGGCGAUUUUCGCAGCGCUCGAAGUCGCAAGUGCUCAGCGGGAUCCUUGGAGGCUUCCAACAACCCUUGACCCGCUGCACUACAACAUCCGAAUCAAAGCCUACCUCGACCCAGAAGACCAAGGAGAAGACAAUGACACGAUCAACUUUCCAGCCAAUACCCAGCAGCAUUUCGACGCUUCUGCCAGGAUCAAGAUGAACUGCACCGAGCCAACUAGCGAAAUUAUUCUCAAUAGCUUGUAUCUCGAUUUUGACGCGGGUCAAACUUCGCUCAAACGAGGAAAUGCUGACGUCAAAAUUAAUUCCGUCGUUUUUGAUAAUGAUCUCGAGCAAAUCAACGAAGAAAUCGACCUAUCAAUCGAUUACCGAGGAUAUCUCCAGCCCAACAACUUCGGUUUCUACAUCAGCUACUACGAAAACGAAGGAGUCCGCAACUACGUCGCUUCUUCUCAAAUGCAAGGCCCAUACGCUCGUCGAGUUUUUCCCGGCUUCGACGAGCCCGGUUUCAAAGCUGAAUACUCAGUAACGAUGGAAUACCAGCAGAAAAUGCCCUGGUCGAAUCUGGACUACUAUCCUCUUUCGAAUAUGCCAUACAAAGGGCAGGCAGCGUGCAACGGAAAUUGGUGUACUCAGGAGUUCGAGAAAACAGUGAAAAUGUCAAGUUAUCUGACUGCGUUUGCGAUUGUUGACUUUGGCUCGCUUAUCGGCGAAAAAGACCAGCUGAUGUCCGCCACUGGAACUGACAACCCAAUGUGGUUCCCAGCAAUUUCCACCGAACGCGUUACUGACCAAUUCGGCAGCGUCCUCCGAAGCUACAAAGACAUGGGCGUCGAAAAAGCUGAUCAAAUCGCCCUGCCCGAUUUCAACGCCGGCGCCAUGGAAAACUGGGGAUUGGUGACUUACAGAGAGCAAAGCUUGCUCUACGACAUGAAUCGAGAUCGAUUCGACAGAAAGUUCUACGUCGCGAAUGUUGUUAGCCACGAGAUGGCGCACAUGUGGUUUGGCGAUUUUGUCACUUGCCAGUUUUGGGACGAGCUCUGGCUGAAUGAGGCUUUUGCUACUUUCAUUUCUUAUGUCGGGCUUGAGGAGAAUAGGGAUUCAAACAACUCAGUGAGGGAGAGCCUGAAAUGGAAUGAUGAUUCUAGCGUGGGAACAUGGGAUUUGAGCCGAAGUUUUAUCGCAAAUCGCUAUCCAGCUGCCCUCCAGCACGAUCAAACCACUUCUUCGAACCCAAUCGUCAACAUCGAAAACAACAACGGCAAGGUCGAAGGUCAUCCCCAAGCCGGUUCCUCCAACAUCAUUUAUUCCAAAGGAGGAAUUAUUCUGAAGAACAUUCGCUGCUUCCUCGGCGAUGAAGUUUUCUUCGGCGGCCUUCAGGAUUAUCUCGAAAAGUUCAAAUACAGCAAUCCUGAUUCUUACGAUUUGACUCAGGCCUGGGAAGACAAGCGAAAAUCUGUCGGAAAAGACACCGAGUCGGAAAAGUAUGACGAGUCGAUUUGCGAUGGAAUCGGAUUCAAUCAGAAAUCAGGCGUUUUGAUGAGCGGCAAAACGGUCGGAGAGCAUUGGGAUCCUUGGCUGCGGCAAAUGGGCUACCCGUUCCUGACCGUGAGCUAUUCUGAUGACUCAUCAAAAGCAGGAAUCAACGUCGAGCAAAAGCGAUUCCUCAACAACCCUGACGAUGACGCUUCCAAUCCGCCAUCGAAGCUUAACUACAAAUGGCCGAUUCCUCUCCAAACUGCGUUCAAAACGAACGGAGCGAUAAAAUACAUGGCUACUUGGAUCGAAAACGGCUCGAUCGACUUUGCUGAAACCAGCGACAUCGAUUUUGCGAUCGUCAACGCCGACUACGUCUCGUUUUUUAGAACAAAAUAUGAUGGGCAAAUCCUCGAAGAUCUGCUCAAUGUUCUCUCCGUUGAUCAUACCGAGGUCCCAUCUUUCUCCCGCGCUAAUUUUGUCGCUGACUAUUUCGCCUUCGCCGAGAAUAAGCCACUCACCGGAGUUGACAUUACUGACACUUUUGAGUACACAAGCUUCAUGGCAGAAGAAACUGACUUUGUAGUCUGGAAGAUCUCAUUGGUUCAAAAAUACUACGACAACUUUGGCUACAGCGUUGACUUGUCGAAGAUUGUUGACAUGGAUCGGGAGGCGAUGAAUUUGGCUCUGCUCAUGUCCUGCCAAUAUGGGAACGCUGAUUGCUUGGCCAACUCAAAGUCGUUGAUUGAAAAAUACGACGGAAGUCUUCAAAAUGAGCCUGAUCGAGAUCAAAAGCUCACUGCUUAUUGCUAUGGAAUCCAAGAAUCCGGCCAGGGAGAAUGGGACAAGCUCUGGGCAAGCUACGCAACCGAGCAGAAUGCGAAUGAGCUGUACUCAAUUCGAUACGGUCUUGCCUGCUCCAAGGACCCCGCUACGAUCAAAAACUGGCUGCAGCUUAUCAAAGGCGAUGAUAUCCGAACUCAAGACAAGCAUACUGCCAUCAAUCAAGUUUCAGGAACAGAAGUCGGAAGAGACCUCGUCUGGGAGUUUAUUGAAGAAGAAUGGCAAUGGAUCAAGGACAAAACUCUCCAAGAAUCCUGGACUCGCGCUUCUUCCAUCAUUUCUACUUGCACGAGCACUUUUUCCACCGCCGAGCUGAAACAAAAAGUCGCUGCUUUUCGAAGCGCAAAAUCAGCUGACAUCAAACAAAUGGGGCUUGAAGGCACAUUCGAUAAUGUCAUGACUACAAUCGACAAGAACAUCAAGUGGCGAGAAGAGAACGAGCAGAACAUUGUCAACUGGAUCAACGAGAAUGGAAAUGCUGGUGGAGAUAGCGGAGAUGCGGCUGCUAUGGCUGCUUCUGUCUUUUUUGUUCUCGCUUCGAUUUUGCUUUAG
Molecule: messenger RNA, 2880 nt
Organism: Oikopleura dioica
Lineage: Eukaryota; Metazoa; Chordata; Appendicularia; Copelata; Oikopleuridae
Source: the annotation of a GenBank genome assembly